Molecule: messenger RNA, 2317 nt
Organism: Diatraea saccharalis (sugarcane borer)
Lineage: Eukaryota; Metazoa; Arthropoda; Insecta; Lepidoptera; Crambidae
Source: the annotation of a GenBank genome assembly
GGAUUAACUGCAGUAAUGUGUUAGGUAUGAAAUUGUACUGCAAUAUUCGAUCAUUUGACGAGUAAUGGCGUGCGUUUUUCUCUCGGAAGACACUUUCAAAUUUUAUUCUAUGUCGUCAGAUCCUAUGAAUAGUUACUUUUAGUGCUUGUGAUAUAAUGUUGUAGUGUGAGAAAUAAUAAUUGAUAUAAUGUUAGAUAAUUUGUGAUGUGUGAAUAAAAACGAAACCACUGAGCUGGAUGUCUUUUUUAGUAUCAUUACUCAAGACUUAUGCGAUUUCCGGAAAGAGUAUCGCUGAUAGAACCCUAGGUUGGCAGAGGCAUAGUACGAUGGCAGUACCUAGUAGAGCGAGGGUAUAUGCCGAUGUCAACUCACAGAAGCCAAGAGAAUAUUGGGAUUAUGAAAGCUAUGUAGUUGACUGGGGCAAUCAAGAAGAUUACCAGUUGGUUCGAAAGCUUGGGCGUGGGAAAUAUAGUGAAGUAUUUGAGGCAAUAAAUAUCACAAAUAACGAGAAGUGUGUAGUUAAAAUAUUGAAACCUGUUAAAAAGAAGAAGAUUAAAAGAGAAAUAAAAAUAUUAGAAAACUUAAGAGGAGGCACAAAUAUAAUUACUUUACAAGCAGUAGUCAAAGACCCAGUAUCUCGUACCCCAGCAUUGAUUUUUGAACAUGUGAACAAUACUGAUUUUAAACUACUGUACCAAACUUUGUCAGAUUAUGAUAUAAGGUAUUAUUUGUAUGAACUUCUAAAGGCACUAGAUUAUUGCCACAGUAUGGGCAUCAUGCAUAGGGAUGUGAAGCCACAUAAUGUGAUGAUUGAUCAUGAUAAUAGAAAGCUACGUCUCAUUGAUUGGGGUUUAGCUGAGUUUUACCACCCUGGACAAGAGUACAAUGUUCGUGUUGCAUCUAGAUACUUUAAGGGUCCUGAAUUAUUGGUGGACUAUCAAAUGUAUGAUUAUUCAUUGGAUAUGUGGUCACUAGGAUGUAUGCUUGCAUCCAUGAUAUUUCGUAAAGAACCAUUCUUCCAUGGUCAUGAUAAUUAUGACCAACUUGUCCGUAUAGCAAAGGUGUUGGGCACAGAAGAGCUGUUUGAAUAUUUGGAUAAAUAUCAUAUAGAGUUGGAUCCUCGGUUUAAUGAUAUCCUCGGGAGGCAUUCCAAAAAACGGUGGGAGAGAUUUGUCCAUUCAGAAAAUCAACAUCUGGUAUCACCUGAAGCUUUAGACUUUCUUGAUCGUCUUCUUCGUUAUGAUCAUUAUGAGCGUUAUACUGCUCGUGAGGCAAUGGAUCAUCCUUAUUUCUACCCAAUUGUGAAGGAACAAGGAAGAAUGGUUUCAUCAAAUUCUCCAACCCCCAAUGCAUUGCAAGGACCAAUAAAUGCAGCAGAGUAAUCAAUAGUUACAGAAAAUCCGUAACAUUCUUUAUAAUGCUAUGAUAUAUAAUUGUACAAGAUUCCAAAUGAAGUCAUUAUAGAAACACCAAAACAAAGCGUCCAUUGGCAGUGUAAAUAGCUACACUUGGAAUUAAAUGAAGAACAUGGUCUUUGUUCAACCGACAACUCUUGUAAUUCCAAUGUUUGAUAAAUGGAAAUAUAAUUUGGAAAGACAAUAUAAUUUAGUGUUUAAUAUUAGUAAAACUGGUUAUGCAUUGUUUUAAAAGUGUUUAUCUCGGGUAUGAACUGGCAGAACAACUCAUGAAAGUGAUCAUGUAUUCAAGAUGUUACUUUGGAAGUAUCCUAUGAUGUUUUAAAUUGUUGAAGUAAAACAUAAUCAUCUUUUUUUUUUACAAAAAUCAAUAAUAUGGAUUAUUGAGAUGAAGACAACAUUUCGAGUUUCAUUGCACUUGAUCUUUUGCAUUUAUUAACCUAUGGUAUUGAUAUUGUAAUUACUUGUAUAAUAUAAUACUGAUAACAUCUGCAUACCAUUUGCAAGAACUGGUUAGCGGCUUUUCGUUGGAAAUGUAUUUAAAAUUUUGUAUUUAUGUAAUAGAAGUAAAAUGUAGAUAUGUGUAAUAUAAAUACAAAAUUUUAAUAUGAUAAAUUAAUCGUUUUCUUUAAUUACUUAGGUAUUUUAUAAAGAAGACCAGUAAUUUCUAAUAAUAUUAGACAAUGUCGCUAUUAUUGUUUCUAUUAGUAUAUUUUAGUAAUUUACGUUAGCCGUUCUUUAUACAGCUAUUUUCGACUUCAUUUUAUAUAAUUACAUAUAAAAUCAAGUCGAAACCUCAAUUUGAAGGUAAACCCUCAUUGAUUAUAAUUUAUUUAAGUGUGAUAACUGGAAGUUGUUGCAUCAAAAUUUUUUUAAUAAACAAUACUAACUUUGCCUGGACA